AUGACUUCUCCCGCCGUCGCUGCUCAAUCACUGACGCCAGCCGCUGUGCAAGCGGCAUAUGGCCUGAUUCAACCCCAUGUGCACCGCACGCCGCUGCUGACCUGCAAAACACUGGAUACUAUCGCCUCAACGCCGCAGACCCCCGAAGCACUCGUCGGAACCCCAUUCGAAGGCCAAACCCCGGCUCAACCCCAGAUCAGAUUCUUCUUCAAGUGCGAGAACCUGCAGCGCAUCGGUGCCUUCAAGGCGCGAGGCGCAUUCCAUGCCUUGCUGCGUCUGUUGGAGGAACGCGGGGAAGAAGUGAAGCGGCGCGGAGUGAUUACCCACAGCUCUGGAAAUCAUGCUCAAGCUCUCGCUCUCGCUGCCUCGACCCUGGGCGUGCCGGCCUAUAUCGUGAUGCCGCGGAUCAGCACACCAUCCAAGAUCGCAGGCACGCAGUCCCACGGCGCGGAGGUCAUCUUCAGUGGAUCGACAAGUGUUGAACGUGAGGCUGUGGUUGCAGAGAUUCAAGCGAAGACAGAUGCCAUUUUGGUGCCGCCUUAUGAUGACUUCAACAUCAUUUGCGGACAGGGUACUACGGCUCUAGAGCUGGAGGCCCAGCACGCUGAGAUCCGAUCCCAGCCACUAGAUGCUGUUAUCACCCCCAUUGGUGGAGGUGGUCUCAAUUCUGGUGUGGCGACCUGGUUUUCGGAUAAGAAGACCCGUGUGUUUGGCGCAGAGCCUAGUUUCGAAGGCGCGGAUGACUGUCGGCGUGGCCUGGCGGCCAAGAAGCGUGUUGAGGCAGUUGGUACGCUCACUAUCGCAGAUGGGCUUCGCACUCCGGUCGGAUUGAUUAAUUGGGAGGUGAUUUCUAAUGAGAAGAGAGUCGAGGGAGUGUUUGCUGUGACUGAGGAACAGAUCAAGUCAACUAUGCGGCUGGUUCUGGAACGCAUGAAGGUUGUUGUUGAGCCUAGUGCUGUUGUUGGCUUGGCUGUUUGUCUGUUCGACGAGGACUUCCGACGCCGCGUAGAAAAAGAGGGUGGCGCAAGCGGUUGGGACAUUGGCGUUGUGUUCAGCGGUGGUAACACGACCGUUGAGGCCAUUGCCAGGAUAUUUGCAUAG
Messenger RNA from Penicillium olsonii, 1101 nucleotides. The record is from the annotation of a GenBank genome assembly. NCBI's taxonomy places the organism in Eukaryota, Fungi, Ascomycota, Eurotiomycetes, Eurotiales, Aspergillaceae.